Magallana angulata is the source of this 1024-nucleotide messenger RNA. Its product is annotated as 5-demethoxyubiquinone hydroxylase, mitochondrial-like. The transcript is spliced from 7 exons. The coding region runs from base 260 to 847 and encodes 195 amino acids. The record is from RefSeq and is a predicted model, not a curated record. Gene Ontology annotation, biological process: ubiquinone biosynthetic process; regulation of gene expression; regulation of reactive oxygen species metabolic process. Gene Ontology annotation, cellular component: mitochondrial inner membrane; nucleus. NCBI's taxonomy places the organism in Eukaryota, Metazoa, Mollusca, Bivalvia, Ostreida, Ostreidae. Gene Ontology annotation, molecular function: 3-demethoxyubiquinol 3-hydroxylase activity.
ACCUGCAUACUUUCGGUUUUGUGACACAAGACCGAAAGUAGUAUAUAAGUUGUGUGCGUGACAGAAGACGCGUUUCAAGUUUGGCACUGCCUGUGACCUGUAGUUCACUGAAAAAGCAUGGAUAAAUAAUCUGGAAGGUGACAUGUCAUCUAAUGUAACAGAUAAAUGAACCUGUCAUAAACCAUUUCUGAUUGACAGUUUGAGUUUCAUAACGCAGAAAACGUGUUUUGUAACUUUAAAGAAAUCUGAAUAUUACGAAAUGUCUUUCCCUCUAAUAUGUCAAAUGAGCAUAAGGCGCAUCAGCCAGCGAGCAAAAGAUGAAAAAACAAGAAAACUAUUGAGUCGCAUAAUUAGGGUUGAUCAAGCUGGAGAACUGGGAGCUGAUAGAAUUUAUGCUGGACAAAUUGCAGUGUUGGGCAAUACUCCUGUAGGACCCAUUAUACAGGAAAUGAAAGAGCAAGAACAAGAACAUCUUGAGACGUUUAACAAGCUGAUUGUAGAGAAGAGAGUGAGGCCCACAGCAUUACUACCACUUUGGAACAUCGCUGGAUUUGCUUUAGGAGCAGGUACAGCUUUGCUUGGGAAGGAAGGAGCUAUGGCCUGUACAGUGGCAGUGGAGUCCGUCAUUGGGGAACAUUAUAACAGUCAAAUUCGGGACCUGAUGGAAGAUGACCCUGAAAAACACAAAGAACUUAUAAAAAAAUUGAGCAAGUUUCGAGAUGAUGAGCUACAUCACCACGAUACUGGGUUAGAACAUGAUGCAGAAAAGGCACCCUUGUAUGAUGCUCUUUCACAAGUGAUCAAGGUUGGGUGCAUAGGAGCAAUCUGGUUAUCAGAGAGAAUAUAAAUCCAUUAUCUGCAAUGUUUUGGACAUACAUGUAUAUUAUGUGUGUUUAUCUUCAUUAUAUGAGUGGAUGCUACUGUAACAUGUGACAAAUGGGACUAUUUCAUAGAGAUGCAAGUAGCAACAUUAGUAUCUUGAAGUGAUACGUGUAUUAUAAGAAAUAAAUCAUAUGCAAAUUUU